AUGAUAGCAAUAAUGGUUCUGAUGCAGCUGUGUAUCUCCAAAAUAGUUGUCGUUGACGAUCUUGGUGUUACCGAUAAACAGAAUCGAGAUCCAGACAUAGCUAGAAAGGUAAUGAAUGUUCUUGGAGGCACUAUAAAGAACAGUAGGGAUACAGUGCUACUCUCCAAUAGCAAGGGGACAAAAAGAAUUGUUGGAGAUGAUGAAAACGCUUCCUCGGCAUACGACAGAGGAAGCCAAGGCGAAGCUAAACUGUUUGCGAAAACGAAUGAUGACAAUAAGACAAAUGGACGAGAGACCCACUUACGACCAAGUCCUUCCAAACCUGAAUAUACCGGAAGGCCGACACAGAAUCUACAAGUGGAAGAUCCAGUCCCAGAAAUAGGAAGAGGCUACCAAGAGAGCUCCCUACUGAAUCCCUUGCAUACCAGGAGUCUAUUUAAUGGGGAUGAUCAGCAGAUCCAAGGCAGGAACAUGUACGAAAGGCCCUCCAUGCAAAGCUAUGACCCAGAGAACCUUUUAACGCCAUAUGACUCUAACCAAGGGAAGUAUAUUCCAUUUUCAUUUGGGGGUACUGGAGAUUCUUUUACGGGAGCUCCUGGAUACACAGAGGCUCCACUAGAAGACAGAAUGGGGUUUGGUAUGGGCGGGAAUAGGAACCUGUCUGAUGAGGCAAGGGCAAGGAAGUCAUUUAUUAUCUUGAAGAUGGCGCAGAGCAAGCAGAAGGAAAGCAUGCUACAGAGCAGCAUCGACAAACUUCUACAGGACAUAGACCAAGUUGCUGAGAAGAUCCAAGACACACAGAAGAUGAAGGACGGGAUGAUGUCGAGGCUUCACACCAAGAAAAAUCAUCUGAGAAACCUGCAGAUUAACAUAAAGGAGGUUGAAGUCCAAAGAGGGAGGACCCUGGCCCUCAUAAGGUUAUCUAGGAACGAGCUUCUGAAGCUUUCAAAGAUGAUAGACGACCAAAGAUCCAAACUGGCGCUUCUCGAAGAUGAGGAGAAGAUAUUCUCUGACAGAAUAAAGAAAUAUGAUGAGGAGUAUGAUGUAGGUAACAGGGAGCUUCAGCUGGAUGAAACGCGGACCGAAGAAAUCAAAAGGAGUAUAGAAGAGCUGGAGAGGAUGUAUAAUGUUCUGAAGAUCAGGAACAAUGAGCUGUUGAAUGAAAGAAACAAGGAAAGUGCCAUCCGGAACAAGCUAGAAAUGGAGGUAGAGAGGUUUGAUAGAAGCGCAAUAGACUUUAUUUAA
Encephalitozoon cuniculi GB-M1 is the source of this 1245-nucleotide messenger RNA. RefSeq lists its product as uncharacterized. The record is from RefSeq and is marked provisional. The transcript has a single exon. Lineage: Eukaryota; Fungi; Microsporidia; Unikaryonidae. The coding region runs from base 1 to 1245 and encodes 414 amino acids.